CAGUGUGGCAUUAGAUGCUCGCUCGAACUUUGAUUCGCGGCUUGGUAGUUGGUCUCAGCGGCACUAGCACUACUUGUUCUAGUUGUUUCACCUUCAAGCCGUUCAUUCCUGCUCGCUCCGGCAAAAUGGUCUGGACGACGCCUCUUCCUUCACACGCCAUGGGCGAUCAGAGGAGUAGCAAGAGUGAUGCCAUCUCGCACCUGGAGCACUUGUGCAACCUCAACAUCGAUACCGAGUCGCAGCACAUCCGCCUGUCGGGCAUCAUCUGCACGAUUGGCCCGGCCAGCCAGAAGGCGGAAAUGCUGGAGAAGAUGAUCGAGACCGGGAUGAACAUCGCGCGGCUCAACUUCUCGCACGGCUCGUACGAGUACCAUGGCAGCACGAUCGCCAACAUCCGGCAGGCCGCGGCCAGCUACAGCCAGAAGAUCGGCAUGGAGCACCCGCUGGCCAUCGCGCUCGACACCAAGGGCCCCGAGAUCAGAACCGGGCUGCUCGAGGGCGGCGGAUCGGCCGAGGUCGAGCUCGUCAAGGGACAGCAGAUCAGGCUGACCACGGACACCGCGCUGACCGACAAGGGCAACAAGGAGUGCGUGUUCGUCGACUACGCCAACAUCACCAAGGUCGUCAAGGUGGGCAGCAAGGUGUUCGUCGACGACGGCCUCAUCUCGCUCAUCGUUCAGCAAAUUGGCGACAAUUUCCUCGACUGCCUGGUGGAGAACGGUGGCCUGCUGGGCAGCCGCAAGGGCGUCAACCUGCCCGGCAUUCCCGUCGACCUUCCCGCCGUGUCCGAGAAGGACAAGAACGAUCUGCUGUUCGGCGUCGAACAGGGCGUCGACAUGAUCUUCGCCUCGUUCAUCCGCAACGCCGCCGCCCUCAAGGAAAUCCGGGAUAUCCUUGGCGAGAAGGGAAAGAAAAUCUUGAUCAUCUCCAAGAUCGAGAACCAGCAGGGCAUCCAGAAUCUGGACGAGAUUAUCGAAGCCUCCGACGGCAUCAUGGUGGCGCGUGGCGACCUUGGCAUCGAAAUCCCCCCUGAGAAAGUAUUCCUCGCGCAGAAGUGCAUGAUCGCGCGCUGCAACAAGAUGGGCAAGCCGGUGAUCUGCGCGACGCAGAUGCUUGAGUCGAUGGUGAAGAAGCCGCGUCCGACCCGCGCCGAGGGCUCCGACGUUGCGAACGCGAUCCUGGACGGCGCCGACUGCGUGAUGCUGUCCGGCGAGACGGCCAAGGGCGACUACCCGCUCGAGUGCGUGUCCACCAUGGCCAACAUAUCGCGAGAGGCCGAGGCUGUGCUGUACCACAAGCAGCUGUUCAUCGACCUGAACAGCUUGGUCACCCUGCCGCUCGACUCGACGCACACGACCGCCAUCGCCGCCGUCGAGGCGUCCGGCAAGUGCCAGGCCAAGGCCAUCAUCGUCAUCACCACGUCCGGCCGCUCCGCCCACCUCAUGUCCAAGUACAGGCCCAGGUGUCCCAUCAUCGCGGUCACCAGGUACGCCCAGGUGGCCAGGCAGUGUCACCUUUACCGCGGCAUCCUGCCCCUCAUCUACGGAGCAGUUGAGGCCCUGCCCGACUGGAUCAAGGACGUGGACGCCCGCGUGCAGUUUGGAAUCCAGUUCGGCCAGAGGAGCAACUUCAUCCAGAAGGGCGACGCCGUGGUGGUCGUGACCGGCUGGCGACAGGGCUCCGGCUUCACCAACACCAUGCGCAUUGUGUAUGUAGAAUGAGCAGUUCUCAUUUCGCACAGCCUCAUUUUUGUAACUCGUUGAGCAAAGCAAAAAUUAAAAAAAAAUUAAAAGGGAGUUACGUGUCUGUAGCGUAGGUGGAGGUGUUUACAAAUUAUUUUAUUGUUAAUAUAAUAUAUUAUGUAUAUCAUCUCGGGGCUCAUGGGCUGAUUUCUCUAGUCUCUUCUGCCCGUCAAUAUUUUUAGUCCAAAUUAAGCUAGUCUGCGCUAACAGGGUUGUGUUUUGUCGUGUGGCUUGGCCCGAUCCAAUGUUUUGCCUGAUUUUUUUUUGUUUCGUUUCGAGUGUGGUUGUGAUGCAAGCAAAAUUUGAACUUUGCCGCAGGUGGUAGCAAGUUACCUUUGUGAAAUGCAUGUUGUGAUGGCUGCGGUGGUUUGAAUUCCGCAAAGGCACCAACUGACUGGUCCGCGUGCCAUUCUCUCUCCUUUCUAACCAAGAUUAGCUAAUCCCGCGCAUUUGUGGACAUUUUUAUGUUUUCUCUCUUUUUUUGUUUCAGUAUUGUCGAAUGAACUGUCGGCGAUGCGGCUACUAAAUUAUCCUCUCCUACUUAGACAGCAAAAUUUAAUCGCCCUCGUUCGUUUUCGUGUGCUCUUCUUGCACGCUCUCUUAUUUAACUCAAAAAAACAACCAAAAUCAACUGCUACGAUCAUCCAAGACCAGUAUUCCUGUCGUGCUGUGACUGAAAAAUUAAUCCCCCUCCCCCCAGUGUCAGACCCAAGCAGGUUUGCUGGUUUUGUUUCUUAACCGACUUACUUCCUCCCUCAUUAAUUUGUCGUGAACCCCCUGCUUUCCGUUUGUUCGUGUCAUCACCUGCAAUAUAGGAAACGCAGAGCUUUUCGUUUCUCAUUGCGUCAGGGAAAGGCUCUGCGGACGUGCCUCGGAGGUAGACAAACGUUUAAAAUAAUUAAAUAUCCCACCUAGUAGAAUGCCCCUCUUCCCCUUCAUCUCAUCAACGCGUCGAAUUUAUUGAUUAGAUUAUUUUGUGCUGUCCCAAUAGUGGGGACAUAAAGCGUUUAAUGUGUGAUUGUAAGUUGGCUUUGAAAAAGUAGUCUGAAUCCCAAGUGAAACUGAUGCAGGAUUGGAACCGUGAUGAUGAGCGUUGUGUUAGUAAAUUUUCCUCUCUGUGCUCGCAGUUUAAUAACAAACUGUAUUAAUGGUGAAAUUCUGGUUCUCUAGUGAGAAUAAAGCAAAGUGUUACUCGACAAA
Cloeon dipterum is the source of this 2942-nucleotide messenger RNA. RefSeq names its product pyruvate kinase-like. The transcript has 7 exons. Gene Ontology annotation, molecular function: potassium ion binding; magnesium ion binding; pyruvate kinase activity. Gene Ontology annotation, biological process: glycolytic process. Bases 15 to 1721 code for a protein of 568 amino acids. The record is from RefSeq and is a predicted model, not a curated record. Gene Ontology annotation, cellular component: cytoplasm. Lineage: Eukaryota; Metazoa; Arthropoda; Insecta; Ephemeroptera; Baetidae.